Molecule: messenger RNA, 1365 nt
Organism: Nicotiana tabacum (common tobacco)
Lineage: Eukaryota; Viridiplantae; Streptophyta; Magnoliopsida; Solanales; Solanaceae
Product: histone-lysine N-methyltransferase ATXR4
Cellular component (GO): nucleus
Molecular function (GO): protein binding
Source: RefSeq, a predicted model, not a curated record
UUUUGUUGUAGGAAGUUGCGGCAAUGGUACCUUUAGUCCGUCGGAUGUCCAAUAUUCAUACAAGGAGGAAAAACCCGUUCCUCUCAAUUUGUAAUGGCUACGCUAAUGAGUCAAGCCCGAGUCGACUCGCUUCGCCGCCUCCGAUCCAAGUCGGGUUCACCGAGUCAGCCGGUCGAGGUGUGUUUGCCAAUCGGAGAAUCGGUGCCGGCGAACUCAUUCACACUGCCAAACCCAUCGUCUCUCACCCUUCUCUUUCUUCACUUCAUAGCGCCUGUUAUUUCUGCCUCAAGAAGCUUCAAUUCAAGAACCAAACUGAAGCGUCAAAUGUUCCGUUUUGUAGUUAUGAAUGUAGAGAACAGUCCAAGAUCUUUUACGAGACUGAAAAGCAAGCAGAUUGGUCAGCUUUUCAUGAAUAUUGUCGAACUCAGGGCCUGAAGUAUCCGCUUCUGGUAAAGAGAUUGGCUUGCAUGAUUAUAUCUGGAGCUUCCACUCCUGAAACUUUUGACAUACUUCAGCCAGCAACAUUAUCUUCCAGAAUGAUUUUACUGAUGGAGAAGGAAUAUCAGCUGCUGAGAAGCACAUUUGAAGAUGCAGGGUUCACAGAUGAGCAGAUUGCAUUUUUGACAAAGCAAUGGUAUAUUGAUGUAUUGGCACGGAUCCGUAUCAAUUCUUUUCGGAUUGAAUUGGCCUUGGGAUCGUAUGAAGAUAUCCUUUUGUCAGCAGCAGCAUCAGUAGACGCAGAGGCUGCUGUUGGAAAUGCUAUUUAUAUGCUACCGUCAUUUUAUAAUCAUGACUGCGAUCCCAAUGUACACAUUCUGUGGAUAGAAAGUGUGAACGCAAAAUUGAAGGCACUUCGUGAUAUUGAAGCAGGGGAAGAGUUGCGGAUAUGCUACAUCGAUGCAAGCAUGGAUCAUGAUGCUCGGCAAGCUAUCCUUUCUGAAGGAUUCGGUUUCCAUUGCAAAUGUGCUCGAUCAUCCCGAAGAACAAUGUUAAUCUAGGACCAUGAUAUUCAAAAGAAUGAUCAGGGUGGGUUGCUGUGAGCACCCUCCACUUCCAACCAAGAGAUUGUGAGUUCGAGUCACCCCAAGAGCAAGGUGGGGAGUUCUUGGAGGGAGGGAGCUGAGGGUCUAUCGGAAACAACCUCUCUACCCUAGGGUAGGGGUAAGGUCUGCGUACACACUACGCUCCCCAGAUCUCACUAGUAGGAUUAUGGUGGGUUGUUGUUGAUCAAGGCAUGUAUUUUUUAUUCAAAAGAUAAUGAGGCCGUAUUCUCCACUUAAAUAUCAGACUUUGUGGCAAGGUUUAAUUCACACGUAACAUUCUUACCACUAGACCAAAACCUAGUGGUGUCAGAUCAUUUAUUUA